Elgaria multicarinata webbii is the source of this 2073-nucleotide messenger RNA. It is a transcript of the gene CDKL2, whose product is annotated as cyclin dependent kinase like 2. Gene Ontology annotation, cellular component: nucleus. The transcript is spliced from 13 exons. Bases 128 to 1807 code for a protein of 559 amino acids. Gene Ontology annotation, biological process: protein phosphorylation. Gene Ontology annotation, molecular function: ATP binding; protein serine/threonine kinase activity. The record is from RefSeq and is a predicted model, not a curated record. Lineage: Eukaryota; Metazoa; Chordata; Lepidosauria; Squamata; Anguidae.
UGCAAAAGAGGUCUGAAGCUGAGAUGCAACAAAGUUCCUGUUUAGUUACCGUUUUUCUCAUAUUUACUACCUGUGGCUUUACUGUCUUCAUAGUAAGUAUCUUAGAGGACCAUCAAUUUGAAUUCAGAUGGACAAAUAUGAGAUCCUUGGACUUGUAGGUGAAGGAAGCUAUGGAAUGGUGAUGAAGUGCAGGAAUAAGGAGAAUGGUAGAGUAGUUGCCAUCAAGAAAUUUUUGGAAAGUGAGGAUGAUAAAAUGGUUAAAAAAAUUGCCAUGAGGGAAAUCAAGCUUCUCAAGCAAUUAAGGCAUGAAAACCUGGUGAACCUUCUAGAAGUCUGUAAGAAGAAAAAGCGAUGGUACCUGGUGUUUGAGUUUGUGGACCACACCGUCCUUGAUGAUCUUGAGACGUUUCCCAACGGCCUGGAUUAUAAUAGAGUUCGAAAAUACUUAUUUCAGAUUAUAAAGGGAAUAGGGUUCUGCCAUAGUCACAAUAUCAUACAUAGAGAUAUUAAACCUGAGAAUAUAUUGGUCUCCUACUCUGGAAUUAUCAAACUCUGUGACUUUGGAUUUGCUCGAACGUUGGCAGCCCCUGGUGAAGCUUACACGGAUUACGUGGCGACGCGGUGGUAUCGAGCUCCGGAGCUGCUGGUUGGAGAUAUCAAAUACGGCAAGGCUGUUGAUGUGUGGGCUGUUGGCUGCCUGGUUACAGAAAUGCUUACCGGAGAACCCCUUUUCCCUGGAGACUCUGAUAUCGACCAGUUGUACCAUAUCAUGAAAAGUCUGGGUAAUUUAAUUCCAAGGCACCAAGAGUUGUUCUAUAAAAAUCCUCUCUUUGCGGGUGUGCGGUUGCCUGAAGUUAAGGAACUGGAACCUCUUGAAAAGCGAUAUUCCAAGCUCUCUGUUGCAAUCAUAGAAUUUGCAAAGCGAUGUCUGCAGACGGAUCCGGACAAAAGGCCAUCUUGUGCUGAACUGCUGCAAUGUGAUCUGUUCAGCAAAGAUUGUUUUGCUGAAAGAUUUACCCAGGAACUUAAAGCAAAGAUUCAGAAAGAAAGAGAGCACCCUUUGCCCAAGAAAUCAAAAAUAAGCAGGAAAGACAAAGACGAUUCUGGUGAUGAAAGAAAAAUGCUUGUAAUCCAGGAUGUCAGUGUGGAUUCAAAGAACAGGGACUCCAAGCUGUUCAGAAUGAAAUUCUCCAAGGCUGACAUAGAAAAAUCUGACAGAUUGUCAAAUACGAGUUUCCUGUAUGAGAAUGGAGGUGGACAAGUCAAAGCAAUUCCUCCGGCAACUUCAAAGGAUUCAAGUAGUAGUCUGGAUUACAUAAAGAAUCCCAGCAUAGUGAUUCCUCCCAUUGCACAGAACUACUCCACGAUAUCCAGCAUCAGUGGGACCCCUAGCAUAGUGGCAAAACUAGGAACCCACAAUUACAGGAUCGAUGAGAAGACCAAAAUAUAUUUCAAUCCUUUCAUAAAACAAGGCAAAAAAUCACCAGCAGGACACUAUAGUGUGAACUUGACAGCAGCAUCGGUCUCAAAUGAAAACAACGUCCUUCAGACAAACAAGAAAAGAUGGGAAUUUUCCAGAACAGAUGUGCGUUUGCCAGAACUUAACUAUAGCCAUCUUCCUGAACUCAAAGGUGUGGAAGCUCGGAAUUCCAGAUUUCUGAAGAAAGAAAACAAAACUAUUUCUGAGUCUCGCAUGCUGUCACUUGCCACGAUAGAUCUUCAAAACACAAGCUUGGCCCUGCACCAGGUUUCCAGAACCUCCUUGCAAGAUCCUUCAGAAGCCACCUUCCCCAGAGUAGAGCAUUAGCAACAAGUGGAGCCGAGGAUUCUUGUAUGAUUCACUCCAACAAGCGUCUGCAGCACUUCUACACCCCUGUUGCCUUUUGGAAGUCCAGGAAUCCUUUUUGUGGACGUACUUGAAGCAUGGGUGGGGGCAAGUAUUUUUGCUAUGUUCUGGAUAGUGACAGUAAAAGGAAGCAAUUUCUCCCACAAUUAUUCCAAAGUUGCCAAGGUGCUAAAAUUGCAACUUCAUUUCUUGCACAAUGCAUAGAAAAUGCCACCCUAAAUUAAUUA